AUGACCCGCGCGUUCGUACAACGGUUUACGCGUGACAACACGGUCUUAAUCACCGCCAUGGAUAAGCUGGUCUGGAAGACCUUUGGACCUAGCUACGUGGAGAACAUUCAAGCGGCGAACAUCACCUAUUGGCUUAUCGCGGCGUUGGACCCGGAGACGUCCUUGACGCUGGGGGAGCUGGGCAUCACCAACUGCUUCAACGCUCCAACCGAGCGGCUCAAAUACACUGGCACGGAUGCCAAUUACCACUGGGGCAGCCACCACUGGUCGCAGACCACGUGGAACAAGGUGCACAUCGUCAAGGCGGUGUACGAAAUGGGCUUCCACGUCAUCCACUCGGACGCCGACGUGGUGUGGUUUCGUGACCCGCUGCAGUUCUUCUUGUCACAGCUGACGGGCCCAGCCCAUAUCAUCAUCAGCGUCGACGCCUUGUCCACCCACAACCCUCCCGGGGAGGUAGAUGUUGAGUUUGCCUCCAACCCCUACACCAACAUUAACACGGGUAUCUACUUUGUCCGGCAGUGGCCCGGCGGCCUGGCUUUUUUCAACGACGUCUGGCUGCCCAUGCAGGACAAGAACAUUGGCCACGACCAGGACGGCUUCAACUGGGUUGUGCGUGGGGGUUUCUUCCGGCAGGAGAUCCCGGGGUAUGCCUACAUUCCCCCGGACACCUCCCUGCGGGUUUUCUACGCCGCCUACAGCAAUUCCACGGCAGUGGCCUUCCUGCCGCCGUCCAUGUUUGGCAACACCUACACCUACGUGAAUGCACGGCUAUGGCAGCGGCUGAAUCAUACACUGUACGCGGUGCAUUGGGUGUGGGGCGGCCGAACGAUGGAGAGCAAGCGCCAGGAUAUGCGGGACGCGAUGAAGUUUCACGAUGAGCCCGAGUAUUACUCCUCGCCCUACCUGCUGACCUUUGAUGUGGAUCAAAUACCGAUGCCCCAGGACUACAACAGCUGGAGCGAUACAGAGGAGAUGAUUCGCUUCCACGUGACAGCCGCCAACCAUCAGCUGCAACAGGCCUACUACGCCUUUGCUGCAGCGCUCAUAGCCAACCGCACGCUGGUGAUACCCCGGUUUCUGUGCUACUGCUCCAAGAACUGGUAUCAAACACAAAGGUGCCGCAUCAACGAGGAGACGGUUACCGUCUUCCCCUUCACCUGCUCGCUAAGCCAACUGCUGCGCUCCAAGCGGCUGUCUAAUGGCUUCGCGCUGCCCCCCAAGAACCUUGAGUACGCGGGUCACAAGGUGUUUAUCAGGGAGUACUCCUUCCUGGAGAAUCCCAAGGUACCAGACCUCAUCAAGACGUCCUUCCUGGAGAUUGUGCCAUCGGACUCGCCGCGAAACCACGGGCCCCUCCAACCCGAUCAGCUGGUCCUGUCCGAGGGCCCCGCCACACGCGGUUACGGGCGCCGCAUUACCGUCCCACCGCAGCUGUCUGACAGAGAGCUGUGGGCCGUGCUACAGCGAUACCCGCGUGCACGCAUCGUGCACCUACCUAGUCCCACCCGCGUGCUGUCCGGUUUCAGCCGCAUUAGCACCUGGGGGCAGUUUGACGACGAGAUCCAAAAAGUGGUGGCGUACUGGUGCUGCAGGACGCCGCCCGACAUGAGGGCCAUGAACCUGACGGACAAGAUCCAGCUGGUGGCGCUUCCACCAAACCGCUACCGCAACCUGCCGGAGAUCAAGAAUUCCAACUACCUCCAUCAACUGGGGCCCUUUACUAGGCCGCAGUAG
This is a messenger RNA of Volvox carteri f. nagariensis, 1737 nucleotides long. RefSeq lists its product as uncharacterized. Gene Ontology annotation, molecular function: arabinosyltransferase activity. NCBI's taxonomy places the organism in Eukaryota, Viridiplantae, Chlorophyta, Chlorophyceae, Chlamydomonadales, Volvocaceae. Gene Ontology annotation, biological process: cell wall pectin biosynthetic process. The transcript is spliced from 9 exons. The record is from RefSeq and is a predicted model, not a curated record. Bases 1 to 1737 code for a protein of 578 amino acids. Gene Ontology annotation, cellular component: Golgi apparatus.